Schistosoma mattheei is the source of this 1260-nucleotide messenger RNA. Lineage: Eukaryota; Metazoa; Platyhelminthes; Trematoda; Strigeidida; Schistosomatidae. The record is from the annotation of a GenBank genome assembly.
GUCUUUUUUGUCGUUACUUUGUUUGUCCUACAAAGUCGAUGAUUGGUUCUGUGUAGGUCAUCUAAUUGAUUGGUGUCUCCUGACUGCUCCCACUUGGAGUGCAGGGCAAAGGAGAAACCUUUCCUGGGUUAUUUUUUACAGACCUCUUUGAAGUCGCUCUUUCCGCCUUUGGUGCAUGUAGUUCAGUGGAUUUUGGGCUUAUUUGGGAUGACUACACAUCGUCUUCAAAUCCAGUCUCUGAAUUCUUGUUACAGCAUUAAACCUGCUACUCAAAGUUAUUUUCGCUCCAGUUACAUGCAGCUUUCUCCGUUUUCAAUCAACAAUUUCUUUGUAAUUUUGCGACAGAUAACAUCGACUUCAGCUCAUAACAACAGUAACGCGUUUACAAAUUUCAUUCACUCGAGAUAUCAUGAGGUCAAGUCCGCAAAACCGGAGCUAUCAAAUUAUGAUGUGAUCAGAAAGUUAGCACAGUUGUACAAAUCACUUCCAGUUGAAGAGGUAGAAAAGUUAAAGUUAGAAGCGAAAGAACAUCAAUCUCAUGUCAAAAAAGCGACCAAGUUUGCUUAUCGUAAUGGAAUGCCAAAAAGUCCACCAAACUCUGGACUCAAAGUUUUUAUGAGAGAAAAACUAAAGGAUUCUAAGGGUACACCAGUGUCUCAAAUGCGAAAUGACUUUAAAGAUACUGUAAAACAAUGGAUGUCGCUGCCUGAAUCUGAUCAACUGGAGUAUAAUAACAUUGCAAAAGAUCUAAAAAAUGAUUAUGAAACUAAACUUAAAGAAUGGGCUACAAAAAAUAAUAUUCAAUAUACAAAACGUAUAUCAAUACUGGCUGAUAGAUUCUAUAGAGCAUAUUACCCAAAAUAAAAGAAUCCAUUAAUUAUUAAAUGAAGACAGAGAUGAAUAAGAUUACUACAAAAUGUAAUACUUUUACUACUUCCACUGGUGUUGUUUUCUUUGUGGUUUUAAAUUCUGAAAAGCCGAUAAACCAACCAAUGGUAGUAAUCAGUUUUUGUGCGAAUUAUUAUUGUCAUUUAUAUAUCUGUUUAUUGAAUCUUUUAGUAAUGUGUAGCCUAUUUCUUGUUACUACUCAUCUAUUUCAAGAAUAUUUUUUUCUCUCGUUUUUUUUUUCGCAUCGUUACUCGUUAGAUUGUUUUCUUUCUUUUUUUUUUCUGUUUUGUUAAGCUACUAAAUGAUGUUUAAAAAAAUUUUCUGUAUUCAUCUGUCAUAAAUGUGUAAUAACUAAUUAUUGGUUUACUCAUU